AUUCACCAACAUAAAAACCUACAAGCUUAAACAAAGAUUCAAAGCUUUAUCAGAAAAACAUGGGAACCUUCUUAGGAUACUUCGUGCCCGGUCUCUCACUUGCAAUUCUCGGUCUCUGGCAUAUAAUCAAUACCAUACAAUCUUACUCUCUGAAUUUCCCAAACCCAAAUUUCACCUCAAGAUUCUGGUUCCCUUUCCCUUAUUAUAAUAAAAAACUUAGACAUCUUGAGCUCAUCUUUAUUAUGAUCGUUUCCUUCUUAUCCAUUUACCUAUUAAACCCAUAUUUCCCUUCCUUUAAAUUAUCCUCCUUCAAACCAAAAAUCAACCACGUCUUAAUGUUCUUCCAACUCGUUAUGUUUGCAUUUUCCACUCUCAUCUUUGACUUUUUGAAUCCUUCUGAUGAAGAUUCUGGUUUUAUUGGGGUUCAUGCAACCUUGGUUUUCAUGCAAGAAGUACUCUUCCUUCUUGAUUCUCACUCCACUGAUCACUUAGUUCUUGAAAGCCAGUACUAUUUCCUCCUUGAACUCGCUGCCUUUGUCUCCUUCUUUUCGGCUCUUGUGUCGACACUUUACCCUAAAUCUUUUUAUGCGUCUAUUGUAUUCUCGGUUUCGGUCAUGUUUCAAGGAUGUUGGUUCUUGAACAUGGGGAUGGAGUUCAUGCUUUUGGUUCCAAAUCAUGUCCAUAGAGGUUGCGUGACCUAUACAUCAAGUAACAAUAGUAUUGGUCUUGAUCACAGUGCGCUUGUUUAUGAGUCUCCUUGUACAGAAAUUAUGGCACAAGCGUUAGCAAAUUUGGAGUUUAGCUGGAUUUUGUCAGCAAUAUUGAUCUUUACAUGUGUAUUGUGUCUCAAAAUUUCCGGAGAAAGCCGCCGUGUUGCCCAAUUGCCAGUCGUCAUCGUUAGAGUAUGAACGUAGUUUUCGACAAGGAGGUGAUCGUUCUACUGUCUUGGAACGGUGGAAGCCUCGCCGAUUCCUUCAUCAGCAUUAAUCUAUUUGGCCUCGUUUACAUCUUAAUAUGAUAAUCUAGAUAAUAUACUAUUUUGUUAGCUGUAUGUAAACUUUUACUAUUUGAUGUUUCCAUCUUGAUUUUAUUUUUUUUGUCAAACAUGUAUCCAUCUUGAUUAUGACAAGCUUUUUUAUGUAUUGUAUGUAGCAACGAAGUAUACAAUGGUAUAAAGCGAGCCUUCCUUGUAUACAAAGGUUAUACUGUUUUUCCA
Molecule: messenger RNA, 1216 nt
Organism: Camelina sativa (false flax)
Lineage: Eukaryota; Viridiplantae; Streptophyta; Magnoliopsida; Brassicales; Brassicaceae
Source: RefSeq, a predicted model, not a curated record